ACAAUACGGUAAGUAGAAACUUACUGAAAAUAGAUAUAUUUAGAUUUUUUCUUCUCUAAUUAGUUACUUCGUCUUGAUUUUGAUAUAGAAUAUUUAUUGGAUAAAACAAAGAAAGAACUCAACGAUGAUUUAAAUAUUAUUAUACUCUCCGAUCAUGUAUAUUUUAAGGGCAUGACCAAUGUAACAGGAGUAAUACGACCAUUUUUCGAAAAAUAUCUUAGCCCAACAUCCGUUGAAACAAAUCUUCUUUCUGGUGCCUUAUUCAAUGUAAUGCCAAAACGUGGACUAACUAGAAAAGUUUACAAUAAUCUUAGUAAUUUACCUAAUGUAACAGUAUAUAGACGUGAUGAACUUCCUGAACGUUUUCAUUAUUCAAAACUAGAACAUCGACUUGGAGAAAUAACUGUAUUACCAAAUUCUGAAGGUCAAAUUAUAUCUCGAGUAAUCCUUUUAAUUAACUUAAUUGAACAUUAUUUUCAAUUAAUAUUUCGGCAACAACAAAAAAAGAUUAUAACAAAAAAAGGUAACCAUGGAUGGGAUAAUACAUUAGCAACUAUGCAAGCCAUAUUUAUGGCUCGUGGUCCUUCUUUCAAUAAAAAUGUAUCAAUUGAUUCACUUAAUAAUGUAGAUAUUUAUCAUAUUGCUUGUCACAUUCUUAAACUUAAUCCAAAUCCUCAUGCUACUGCUGGUUCUAUUGUCUAUCUUACUAGUAUUUUCCGUACGAUUGAAAAUAUGACGACAUCAUCUACGUCCACAUCGAUUAGUUCAACAAUAGCAACAUUCACAACGACGAUGAAUGAUGCUAGUUGUUUAUAUUCCAUCUGUUUGUUUCCUGUUGUACUGAGAUUCAUGUUGUUAUCUUUCAAUUUUUAA
Rotaria sp. Silwood2 is the source of this 873-nucleotide messenger RNA. The record is from the annotation of a GenBank genome assembly. NCBI's taxonomy places the organism in Eukaryota, Metazoa, Rotifera, Eurotatoria, Philodinida, Philodinidae.